Molecule: messenger RNA, 6973 nt
Organism: Taeniopygia guttata (zebra finch)
Lineage: Eukaryota; Metazoa; Chordata; Aves; Passeriformes; Estrildidae
Product: histamine H3 receptor
Biological process (GO): adenylate cyclase-inhibiting G protein-coupled acetylcholine receptor signaling pathway; G protein-coupled receptor signaling pathway, coupled to cyclic nucleotide second messenger; chemical synaptic transmission
Cellular component (GO): dendrite; plasma membrane; synapse
Molecular function (GO): histamine receptor activity; G protein-coupled serotonin receptor activity; G protein-coupled acetylcholine receptor activity
Source: RefSeq, a predicted model, not a curated record
GACUAAUUGAAAACAUGGAUUUCUCAUCUUCUUCAUUCCUAGAUUCAAAUACAUGUCUUGUAUCUGUAGUUUCUUGGUACUGAGAGUGGGACUAGAGUCAUUCAUAGACCAAGUCACAAAGUUUCAAAUAUUCUUUUGAGAAAGGAAAGCAUGGGAUUGAGUGUGGUGUUUGGAGUGCCUGGUCCUGCCUGUGCAAUUCCUGAUCAGGUGGUAGAUAGAGGCUUCUUGGUGACAUAUGGAAGACUGAAUGUGAGUAAUGAGCUAAGAAAAGUGAUUAAACUACUGCAGAAUUUCUGUGAGGAUGGUUGGCACACCAGGAGCGUGUUGAAAAUAUGAGAAUUUCAUGUUGCAUAAUUAAAGGAACCAGUGAAAUAGACCAUACAGUCAGAGCAAAAUGAAUCCCCUAUCCUUUAAAAUGUCUGAAAAUGGACCAUCAGAGUGGAAAUGUAUUCUUAUUUUCACACAAUUUCUUUCAGAGAGAGCAUGAAGUACUGUCUGUCUUGUGGACACUUUUGGUUAGAGAAGUUCCAGUCCCUUCCUAUUUUAGUUUGCAAGCAUUUUCUAAGUUUAAACUUCCUGUAUUCUAAGAAGUAGAAACAACAAGAGAAAGAGAUUACAAAAAUGUCUGACAACAACUCUUAACUUUUAAAAUUCUGCCAAGACAUUAUUUUUAAUGUUAAAUUGAAGCAGCAGUUUUAACCAUUUUUAUUAUCAAAUACUGUAAGGUUUUUAAGACAUACUGCUCACUUGUGGAAGAGUUGCAAAUUUCAUUACCUGGCAAAAGAAAAAAAAAAAAGAAGGAUGAUAUAAUUAAUUUACACUCAAAGUACAGUUGCCUGUCAUAAAAAUAUGUCAGCAAAGAACCAGGAAAGGGUGGAUAGUGGCUUUUAUAUUUUUGGCUACUCUGUUGUAGUAUCUUUUUAUUUUCCUGGUUUUUCUUUGUUAUUCUGAAAAUGAAUCAGGAGUACAGCUGAACACAGAUUAGCCAUUACAGCAUUAGAGUUUCCUACAAGGUAGUAUCAGAAUGAUUUUCUUUUUCCUUUUUGUCUCAUACCUAAAUGAGCAGACAUAAGUUUGUAUCUGCUCUCUGACUGGGGUACUUCAUUAGCUGAGUGUCUUCUGAAAAAUUGCUUGGUGGUUUCACUGUCAGGCAUUUCCUCUAAGUGUCCUGCAUGCAUCUGAAAAUCUUCCAUGCUUAAAUAUGAAAAGUCACAUUCUUUAAAUCUUAACUUUUAAAAGUGAAGAUAAUUGUCUUUUUUACAGCAGCAUACCAGUUCUGGACUGUUAGUAAUUUCUUCAAAUUGCAAGUAAUUCAGGAUGUGGUUCUACUGUUUAAUAUGUGCUUAAUGUGGGGGAAAGAAGGAAGAUAAAGAUGAGACAUCUACUUGUGGAUCCUUUUGGUGUGUUCAUCUUUGCUAUACAUUUAUUGCCUAGCAUGUCUAUUUCAGUAAAAAAUGGGAACAGUUUAGUAGCUGCUUCAACAUUUUUCUAGCUAGAUGUGUUCUAGACUGAUUUAAGCCUGUCAUAGCCACGCACGGCGAAAAAAUCUGCUUAAAGCUAAUGAAGUGGAUCUCCUAUUGAACUUCAUAUGUGGAGAUGCCUUGCAACACACAGGCUUUCCAAGCAUGGUGUUGAAGAGUUAGGUAUUUAAGAAUUCAAUAAGUCAAGUUAGAUCUAAAAUCCAAUGAGAAAUUUUGAGGGAGGGAGGGGGAAUACAGUUAGGCAGCUAUAUACUCCUGGAAAGCACUCAGAUUUAAGCCAUGUGGCAAGGACAGCUGGCUCUCAUGAACAACCGUGAAACUGCUGAAUUUUGUUUUGGGGCUUCAGUAUAGCUAGCAGAAGAAAGACCACUGGUAUGACUUAGUAAUACUGCCAUAGUGUGUUUUCUGCAGUACCUGGACACAAAAUAAAGCUAAACCACUGAUGGACGUACAUGCUGUGAAGAUACUUACAUGGAUAAUAAAGUUUUGUAUUUUUGUACUACUGCCAUUCAAAUAUUCAGUAAAAGCACUUGGCAAACACUAAUGAAUUUGUUCCGACAACAGAAGCAAAGACAUGACAGCCAACAUUUUUCAAAUUUAAGUAUUUAAAAUUAGACACCAAACUGGUUUUAGAACCCAUGAUAAAAAUUACUGAAUUUUUACAACUGUAGAAUACUCACAGCUCUCUGCAAGUGGCUUCAUUACUCAUACAAAAUAUAAGCAUUUGUGGAAUACAUUAUUUUUUUCCACCAGUGUGGAAAGAAAAACCUCAUCCUGUUAAAGUUAAUUGCCAAGCUCUCAUUCUCAUUCAGGGAGUCUGUAUUGAGUUCCUGGGUUCUGAGGAAACAGCAGCUGGUGAUGUGUUGCUGAAGCUGCUGCUAAGGUUUUUGAAACUGAUUUCAACGAGAGUUUUGAACUGAUCUCUGAGGGUUGGACCAUUGCAGGUUAGCUGCUCUGGUAAGUAACUGUAUGUAUACUUAUUUACAUCGUAUCAGAUUUCAGCCCCCCGAGUGCACAAAAAGGAGAACAACAGCAGCAACAACAACAAAGUCGACCAGGCCUUUCGUCAGCAAAAGGUAUAAAUAUAUAAAUAGAGAGGGACCAAAGGCUUGCUGAAUUGCAACUAUGUCAGACAAACAAGGAUAAAAUUAAAAAGUAGUUUAAAUUCUCAUUAAGAUAUGUACACAGGUUGAAGAAAAAAAAAAAAAAACUAGAAGAAGUUGUAUAUAAUGCUAGCAAGAAAAACACAUCAGGAAGGGAGGGAAGAAAGCAAGAAGGAACCUCAAAUCAACCCUCCCAACCUCCACAGAUAAGGAUCAUGUAGCUUAAAGAAGAACUUGCAUUUUAAAAUACGAGCUUGAAAAACCUUUAUAUUUGUUAACCAGAACUCUGCUAGAGUUCUGCUUUAAGAGAAUCUUAGGAAAGCUAGAUUGACCAAGCAUCAAGCUUUUUAUUUUUUCCCCUCUUGAGAAAAAUUUUUUUUGGUGCUUAUUGGAUUUUUGACCCAUCCUAUUUUAACUCCUUAUAAAUCUCAACCUUUUGGAUAACUUUGCCUGAUACAACUUCCUUCCCAGACUGACCUGGACAGCCACCAUGCACAACUGCACUGCCAAAAUUCCGCACGCGGCUGCGACAUGUAAUGAGACGUGGCCCACCCAGCCUCCGAGCACCGAGUUCUCCCUGGGUGUGUUGGUGCUGCUGGCUUUCCUCAUGGUGCUGCUGUGUCUGGUGACCAUCCUUGGAAACAUGCUGGUGAUCCUUGCUUUCAUGAUGGACAGAAACCUCAGGCAUCGGAGUAACUAUUUCUUUCUGAAUCUUGCUGUUUCUGACUUUGCAGUGGGUGCAUUCUGUAUGCCAUUGUACAUCCCUUACGCCCUGACAGGGACAUGGCACUUGGGAAGGAGCCUGUGCAAGCUCUGGCUGGUCAUGGACUAUCUUGUGUGCACAGCUUCAGUGUUUAACAUUGUCCUUAUCAGCUACGACCGUUUCCUGUCGGUUACAAAAGCGGUAUCUUACAGAGCCCAGCAGGGAAUAAUGUCCAGCUCUGCCAUCAAGAUGGUGGCCAUCUGGGUCUUAGCAUUUCUCCUGUACUGCCCAGCCAUCCUGUUUUGGGAGCACGUGGCCGGACGCAGCGUGGUAGCGGUGGAUCAGUGCUACGCUGAGUUCUUGAACAACUGGUACUUCCUCCUGUGUGCUUCUACCCUGGAGUUCUUUGUGCCCCUGCUCUUGGUGACCUACUUCAACGUGCACAUCUUCCACAACAUCCAGAGGCGCCAGCGGCGUGGCAGCGUGCAGGACUGCGAGCCUCCGAGGAGCAGCAGCCUGUCCUGGAGGUUUUGUGGCUUGCUGAGGCCAGGGGCAUCAUCUCCUUCAUCAGAAGCAGAGGACAGUGUUUCAUCACUGACAAGGCCAUGGAGAUCACCAGUGGUGGCUAAUGGUCCAUCUCAAACAGAAACCAAUUCUACAACUCUCAAAAGGAACUUUUCUGCUUGUUUCUGUUCAGGGACUGGAUCAAAACUGCAGCGGGACAAGAAAAUAGCGAAGUCUCUUGCCAUAAUUGUCUGUGUGUUUGCCAUUUGCUGGGCCCCAUACUCUUUAUUAAUGAUUAUCCGCGGGGUCUGCCAAGGAAAGUGCAUCCAUAACUCCCUCUAUGAAGCAACCUUUUGGCUUUUGUGGAUCAAUUCCUCCUUGAACCCAUUUCUUUAUCCUCUCUGUCAUAUGAGGUUUCGAAUGGCUUUUCUGAAGAUAUUAUGUCUCAAAAAGUUUGCAACAUUGAAAUCUGGUAACACGCCUUCUAUUUAGAGGGGUAAAAGAAAUGUCUUACAGAUAAGGUUCCUCUGUUAUUUAGUGAUACCUUUUCAUAUGUAUGGUCGGCAUGAAUAGAGAAAAAACCCAUUUGUUUACUAAUGACAUUGUUUAAGAGUGCAGCAGCAUUAUAUAGUUGCCCUGAUGUUGCUAAUUUUCAGAAUCUCAUUUUUGGUUUUGCUGGUAUGAUGUUAGAUUAAUUACUGUCUGUACAUUGAAAAUGAUAAUAAGCCUUGCUGGAUGUCCUCUUGGUUUGUGAGUGUGAGGUAUAUUAUUUUCUUUCUCUUUUUUUUUCUCUCCUUUGUUUAAUACAUAGAGCUGGCACUGUGAAAGAACUCUGCUCUUGCUAUCUCCAUAGAGAGUCUCUGGAGGGAGAUACCUGCUCAUGUAUGUGUUGAAUUAAAAUUUAUGUCCUGUUUAUGAACCUAAAGCUAUCAGUGAAGAAGCAAUACUGCUACAUUUUUAAAAGAUUAUAAAAAUUCUCACAGAAGCAGUAUAUUUUCAUUUCAUAAACUAUUAUGAAGACAAAAGCGUGCCCUCUCCUUGUUAUAAUCGCCACAGUGAGCAAUAUGCAAGUGAACGGACUGCCUAACCUGCCAUAUCUGUCCUUUUAAAGUUUUAAUGUAUUUUGUACCUGGGAUUGCAGGACAAAGUUAAGUUAGUAAUUCUGAAUGAUUUUCAGAGAAUGAAAUUUUCCAUGCUAUGAGAAUUUUGAGAUAUGUUAUCAAAAUUAUCAAACAUAAGUGGUUGUUAGUCUUUUCACUUGUACUGUUUUUUUCACCUGACAGUGGCUGCCUCUUCAGUCAUGCUUAAAUGAUAUUUAGUGCCAGAUCUGUGCACUAUGUGAUUGCCUAAAAGAUAGGCCAGGCUUGAGCACAUGAUCAUAUUCGUGUUGAAUGAGCAGAGCAAGCAAUGCUGAGUUCAUACGGAAUUUAUGAUUUUGGCUGUCUGUGCAAAAAUAGACAAUAGCCUCUCUGAUGUAAAGCUUUGCAAGUGCAAAGAUAUUCCAUCAAAAUGUCUGGAACAAAUUUGAUCUGACAGAGUGAUUUUUAUACUAGUACAGUUCUUUGUGUCCUGUUACUGUGACAUUAUAUGGAUUUUCUCUGCCACAGAACAAAUAUCAAACUCGAUUUUUUUCAAUUGGGGAGCAAGGUUCACUGCUUGAGAAUGAGGUUUACAGAGGUCUGGAAGCUGAUACAGAGAUGUCUUAAGCAGCUCUUAACAGAGAAGUUGAAUGUCCAGUGCUGAAAGGAGUGAGCAGAUGUCUUGGAGGAAGCAAUGGAGCUUGAUUACACCCCAUUCCAUUUGCUAAACUUUCUUACCUUGUGUUGAGUGUUGCAACUCACCCAGAAGGCUUUCAUGGUAAGUGAGAGUCAUUGGCUACCUUUUUUUCUCUCCUUUUGUGUAAUUUUAUUCCUCCUUGUUUUUAAAUAUAAUAAUGUAUGAAAAUCUGAUGCACAGAACAAUGAAGAGCAGUAGUCAAUAUAAAUAGUUUUUAAUCCAAUUUAAAAUGGCUGUAGUAGUGUUUCCAUAACAGAGUACUCCUUUGCAAACACAGUUCUAAUGCAUGGAAGCAGCCUAAUUAUAUCACAAAUGUUGAUGGCUUUGAGGAGGUAGAAUGUUUUUCUCUUCAGAGGUCUGGAACUGAAGACUUCUCUUGCCAGUUUUCACACUGCUGGAAGGUUAUCUUUCACCAUUCAUUCUCGCUAUGCUUCCUUGUCUCAUGUGGAUAGUGUUAUGAGUUGUGAGCCUAAUUGCUAAGAGAGGUGCAGCUUCAGCUGUUUUUACUGUUUUUACUGUGGUGCUGGCACAGAUUUUGUGGGGUUUGUUUUUCUGUGAUGCUUGAAAAAAAUCUAAACUCACAGAGUUAAAACAUUUAUAGAAUAGCUGGUGUACUAAACAUCUGUUCAACAGAGCAACUGAAGAUGAGUCCAAGAUAGAAAUGUAUUUGGGUUGUCUGCUUUCUAUCCCUAUGCUUUUAGUAUAAAUAUUCACUUUGCAUUUUGUACUUGAAGAAUGUUAAUUUUGGAAAAAUAACCUACAAAAUUAUUGACUAAACUGAGUCGAUGUAUUGCAGUGCUGGAAAACUAAUUAGGGAAUUUGCCAGGCAGCACAAUCUGCAGUGAACUUGAAACAACAUAGCAUGGUGAAGCUACUAAAGAUCAGUGUUGUUUAGAGUCUGUUUUACACAUACAGUGUUCAAACUGUUUUCUCAUACCACUCCUGUGUAUGAGAUGAAUUUGUUGUUGAAAACUUUGCUUAGUGCUCCCAGGGUAAGUCAAGCACUGGGUUGCUCUGCCCACAGCUUUAACACUGUCUUGGUCAGGGUCAGGGUGGCAUCCUAAAUACUGUCCCUUGUAAAUCACAAAACAGUCAUUUUUCAGGGUUAUGGUAAGAUACUUAUUCAGCAUUUGUUCUUAUGCCCCCACUCAAAUGGAUGUUUCUUGACAAAGGGUUUUCUAACCCAGGUCUCUCUAACCAAUUAUGCAUCCAUUCACUAUUUCAUGUCAUUGAAUUCUCUUUUGUCUUUGCAGAUAUUCAGUAGGCCUUCUAAAUACAUGAUGACAGUAGCUAUAUGACUUUGUGGGCUUCAGCUCAAACCACAUCAGUUUUUUUCUAAUCUGACCCUCUCAGAUUUAAAAGAAAAAAAAAAAAAAACACUCAACAAAUAAAAUUGUAUGUUGGAA